This is a messenger RNA of Papilio xuthus (Asian swallowtail), 849 nucleotides long. Its product is annotated as serine/threonine-protein kinase D3-like. The transcript is spliced from 6 exons. The annotation marks the transcript as partial. Gene Ontology annotation, biological process: intracellular signal transduction; phospholipase C-activating G protein-coupled receptor signaling pathway. NCBI's taxonomy places the organism in Eukaryota, Metazoa, Arthropoda, Insecta, Lepidoptera, Papilionidae. The record is from RefSeq and is a predicted model, not a curated record. Gene Ontology annotation, molecular function: protein serine/threonine kinase activity. Gene Ontology annotation, cellular component: cytosol.
GUGGGCGGUACGAGCAAGCGUUCAGCGAGCGCGUGGCCGCCGCCAUCUUCGUUGGGAAUCCCACAUACAUUCCAAGUACAUACUUACACUCGGCCGACGGUUUGCCGACUCUGCAAGAAGUUGUUACGAGGCUUGUUCAAACAAGGCUUACAGUGCGGCGACUGUCAUUACAACGCUCAUCGAAAAUGUCUGCCCUUCGUGCCAAAGGAUUGCGGCGCGGAGAUACGUGACGCCCAUAGUGAGUACCAGGACAGCAGCACUGGCUCGGAGUUGUCUGAGAACGCGCGGCUGCCAGACGAGGAGUCCGAUGAGGGGGCAGAUGGCGCCACUGAUGAUGCCGACCACGAGUUGUCGCGGCGAGGGCAGGAGGAGGAGCCGCAGCGUGACACUCUGCCGGACCGCUCCGCUAGCCGACCCAGCAGUUCAUCUUCCUCACCAAGUGCAAACAUCCCAUUGAUGCGUAUCGUACAGUCAGUUAAACAUACCAAGAAGAGAGAAGGACAAUGGCUCAAGGAGGGCUGGAUGGUGCACUUCACUAACAAAGAUAAAACGAUCAAACGUCACUACUGGCGACUGGACAGCAAGUCUAUAACACUGUUCACAUCAGAACAAGGCACUAAGUACUACAAGGAGAUCCCGCUCAACGAGAUUCUGGCUGUGGACACCGCGCGACAGCCGCACUCCGAUGUGAUGCAUUGCUUCGAGCUGCGCACAGCGAACGUGGACUACAUGGUGGGCGUGGACCCGGCGUGGGCGGGCGCGGCCGGCGCGGUGCCGCCCCCGCCCUCCGGUGUCGGCGCCUACCUCGCCCGCUCCUGGGAGACUGCUGUGCGUCAGGCGCUCAUGCCG